UUGCAGAUACUUUGCUUUUUGAGAUCUACAAUGUCACUUUUUGAUGAUGAAGAUUUGCUCUAUGAAGAAGACAAGAUGGGGAUGAAAGUCACCAGUGGGACUGUGGUGUUACAGAAAGGGGCCAACAAUCUCAUCGGGAUAAGCAUUGGGGGUGGCGCUCCCCAUUGUCCGUGCCUAUUUGUUGUCCAGGUCUUUGAUGACACUCCUGCUGGGAAGGAUGGGACCCUGGAGAGUGGAGAUGAGAUUGUUGGAGUUAACAACAAGAAUGUUAAAGGUGGUAACAAGACAGAUGUGGCUCAUCUGAUACAAGAAUCUGAGGGAGAGGUCAUGAUCAAAUACAACAAGCUGCAUGCUGAACCAAAGCAGGGGAAAACACUUGACAUCAUCCUGAAGAAGGUGAAGCAUAGACUGGUGGAGCACAUCAGCAGUUCAACAGCUGAUACUCUGGGACUCAGUCGAGCAAUUCUUUGCAAUGAUGGUCUUGUAAGACGUUUGGAGCAUCUUGAGCGAACAGAGGAUUUCUACAGAGGACUAGUUGAACAUACCAAGAAUGUCCUGAAGUCCAUUUACCGAGUAGCUCACAUCCAGAAAGAUUUUGGAGACACUUUUGCUUCGAUUGGAGUGAGGGAACCACAGCCACGAGCCAGUGAUGUAUUCACAAAAUUUGGAAAUAUUCAUCGUCAGCUAGAGAAGAAUGCCUUUGAUUUUAUCGUAGCUGUGCGACCAAUGCUGAAAGAUUUGGGAACAUACCUGAACAAGGCUAUUCCAGACACCAAGCAGACUAUCAAGAAAUAUGCAGAUGUUAAGUUUGAAUAUCUCUCUUACUGUCUGAAAGUGAAAGAGAUGGAUGAUGAGGAAGUGUGUGCUGCUCAGCUUCAUGAACCCCUCUAUCGUGUUGAAACAGGAAACUAUGAAUAUCGUUUGGUGCUGCGUUGUCGCCAAGAUGCUCGGAGGAGGUUUGGAAAAAUUCGAGCUGAUGUGAUGGUAAAGCUGGAGCUCCUAGAUCAGAAACAUGUGCAGCACUGUGUUGCCCAAAGGUGGUGUCAAGAUGGGAGAGUUCUGCAUGACUUUACUGAGUGUGAUGCCAUUUAUCAAUGUGUUUUUCCUACCUAUCUACAGUUGCAGAAGCUAUUGGCUGGUUUUGAGAAGUAUUAUGCAGAAAAUGUGAAAGAAUUCAAAGAUAUGGAAAAUCCUGAAGAGGAUGAUGAAGAUGAAUGGGAAGAAAAUGAAUUGAAUGUCCCCCUUGGCAUUGAUGUAGUAGCCACUGUACAAGCAACAAAUGAUCCUUUCUCUAUGCCCCUGGCAGAUCCAUUGGAUACAUUCUCAGGGAACUCCCAGGAGGAUGGUGAAGAUGCCAAGCUCUUGGAUUUCUAAUAGUGUCUUCCUAAACAUGUAUAAUAGCUCUAAGUCAACUUGGGACUGAUGAUAUCAUUGGAGAAUCACUGUACUACUGCAAUAGUAUAAGCCAUCAUUAUUUAUUCUCAAAUCCAUCG
Messenger RNA from Darwinula stevensoni, 1493 nucleotides. The record is from the annotation of a GenBank genome assembly. Lineage: Eukaryota; Metazoa; Arthropoda; Ostracoda; Podocopida; Darwinulidae.